AUGGCAGCGAAGCUGCCUCUUGGAAUAGUAACCCAUUCUCAAAAAGUGUGUAGUCUUUAUAAAAGGGCUUUACGUAACUUAGAGUCGAUUUACGAUGUACGCCAUGUAUACCGUUACCAAGCUGUGCUUAUGAGAGAUCGUUUUGACAAGAAUGCCAAAAUCACAGAUUUCCGUAAGGCUGUGAAACUUUUAGAAGAGGGUGAACAAGAAUUGUUCCUUAACCAACAUCCCUUACCCAGGAAAUUCCCCACUAGUCCUGGCGGUGUUGCCUACGGGAGAGUCGUAACUCCACCUGAUUGGGUCCUCGACUAUUGGCAUCCGUUGGAAAAAGCUCACUACCCUGAAUAUUUCAAGAAACGAGAGCUCCAAAAGAAAGAAUUUAUUGCAAUGUGGGAGAAAGAGUACGGCAAACCUGACCCUAAAGAUCAGAGCCACCAUUAA
Danaus chrysippus (African queen) is the source of this 441-nucleotide messenger RNA. Lineage: Eukaryota; Metazoa; Arthropoda; Insecta; Lepidoptera; Nymphalidae. The record is from the annotation of a GenBank genome assembly.